Molecule: messenger RNA, 801 nt
Organism: Aspergillus alliaceus
Lineage: Eukaryota; Fungi; Ascomycota; Eurotiomycetes; Eurotiales; Aspergillaceae
Exons: 1
Coding region: 183-632 (149 amino acids)
Source: RefSeq, a predicted model, not a curated record
CGAGAUGUAAAGGUACCAGCGGUUCACCAAAGUCUUGUCUAGAUUUUAAAAAUAGUGUUGGCCUAGCCAUGAUCAAAGCAUUUGCUUGAUAUCCUUCCUAAUAAAAGCAUGGAAAUCUCAAGAAUGGGAAUACUCGUAUUAAUUGUUGGCGAUCCGCUGACUAGAUGUUAAGUUGUUAAUUGAUGUUGACCGGAAAAGGGUUGGCAAGGCGCCGAUCGAAUCGAGGCUCUCGACAAGGUACUUCUUGUAGCCGCCGCAAUCGUCUCUGCUCCUCAAUCACCAACUUCCCAACCUCCCCUCCACCCCCAACACAUAGGCGGCUAUUCAACGUGGGACCUGUACGCUUACUUAAAAUUUCUCCGGUUUCACUUGUCCACAACCUGAGACACCUGUGCCUUUUGGCUUUCAUACUGCCAAACUCGCUGAUCCACUGGGCUCCCGCUCUCGAGUCGCUGGGCGCUUCUCUAGGACGACACGAGCCGCUUACCGCAUCUGCGCCGUCGCAUAAGCUUGGGCGCAAGGCGAUCGAGCGGAACACGCUGGUCGGAGCCGGUCUCUAUGAGCCUUUCAAGGAGGUUGAGGUCGUCGAGGUCGCAUUCCCCCCGGAUAAGCUCCGGAGCGCAUCCCUCUGAGCCACCCCAUGGUGGUGCGGGUGUAGCGCACUCAGGAUGGCCGCCUUCGUGCGAGUGUCGGGGCCGCCGAAUGGCAAUUUUCUGAUCGGGUAUCCAGGUAUCUCUGCAACGAUGGUAGGUUGCUAUGUCCCUCUCCCCUGCUCCCCUUGAUAUGGCCUGAGCGUCGCAA